Molecule: messenger RNA, 1734 nt
Organism: Osmerus eperlanus (European smelt)
Lineage: Eukaryota; Metazoa; Chordata; Actinopteri; Osmeriformes; Osmeridae
Product: gap junction alpha-1 protein-like
Exons: 2
Coding region: 341-1456 (371 amino acids)
Biological process (GO): heart development; cell communication by electrical coupling; cell-cell signaling
Cellular component (GO): connexin complex
Molecular function (GO): gap junction channel activity
Source: RefSeq, a predicted model, not a curated record
AGACGGCGCAUGUCUCAUUGAUAAGGUAAACCAACUUAAUUUUAAAUAUCUUAAUCACGACUCAAUACGUAGUAGCCUAAUUCACAUAGACCUGCCUACAUGGAAUAACUCACACAAGGCCAAUUAAAAUUCACUUUGGACAACAUGUCCUGCUAAAAAAAAGUAUCUUUCUAUUAAAUAAUUUAAGAUAUAAUUAGUUUAUUUGUCUAAAUCGAUAUUAUCAUUCUUUUUUUUCCUCAAUCUCAAACUGAUAGACUAUUCCACACACAUGGGUGAUAGCAAAGUCCCUUAGGGCUCUCUUCCUGCUUCUCAGUAACUUUCCAGCUAAGGCUCGGUGAGGAUGGGUGACUGGAAUGCUCUAGGGAGUCUGCUGCACAAGGUCCAGGCCUACUCCACCGCAGGAGGCAAGGUCUGGCUCUCCGUGCUCUUCAUCUUCAGGAUCCUGGUCCUGGGCACGGCCGUGGAGUCUGCCUGGGGUGACGAGCAGUCCGCCUUCAAGUGCAACACCCAGCAGCCCGGUUGUGAGAACGUCUGCUACGACAAGUCCUUCCCUAUCUCGCACGUGCGCUUCUGGGUACUGCAGAUUAUCUUUGUGUCUACGCCGACGCUCCUCUACCUAGCACAUGUGUUCCACCUGAUGAGGAAGGAGCAGAAGCUCAACAGGAAGGAGGAAGUGCUGAAGGCGGUGCAGAACGACGGCGAUGACGUGGACAUCCCCCUGAAGAAGAUUGAGAUGAAGAAGCUGAAGCACGGCCUGGAGGAGCACGGCAAGGUCAAGAUGAAGGGUGCCCUGCUCAGAACCUACAUCGUCAGCAUCUUCUUCAAGUCUAUCUUCGAGGUGGGCUUCCUGGUCAUCCAGUGGUACAUCUACGGUUUCAGCCUGUCAGCUGUCUACACCUGUGAAAGGGCACCCUGCCCGCAUCGCGUCGACUGCUUCCUGUCCCGACCCACAGAGAAAACGGUCUUCAUCAUCUUCAUGCUGGUGGUGUCCCUAGUCUCACUGGCCCUCAACGUCAUUGACCUGUUUUACGUCUUCUUCAAGAGGAUCAAGGACCGGGUCAAGGGUAGGCAACCCGCCACCGUCUACCCCCCCAGUGGCACUCUCAGCCCCACCCCAAAGGAUCUGCCUGACACCAAGUACGCCUACUACAAUGGCUGUUCCUCUCCCACAGCACCCCUUUCCCCCAUGUCUCCCCCAGGGUACAAGUUGGCCGCGGGCGAGAGAACCAACUCCUGCCGCAACUGCAACAAGCAGGCCAAUGAGCAGAACUGGGCCAACUACAGCACGGAACAGAACCGGCUGGGCCAGAACGGCAGCACCAUCUCCAACUCCCACGCCCAGGCUUUCGACUUUCCCGAUGACACCCAGGACCAUAAGAAACUGAGCGCGGGCCACGAGCUGCAGCCGCUGGCCCGCAUGAGCAGCCGGCACCACCCGGACAAUCUAUGCGUCUAGCACCUCCCCCUCUGCUCCUACAUUCUCUAGGCAACUUCCUCUGACCUCAGUGGAAAAAAGGGGCAAGUGGCCGAGCCGGAGAACCAGGAAGUUAGAGUGUCAAGGUGGGCGUGUUAAGAGGGUGAGGGCAGUAGAAUGAUUAUUUGUGUUUUAACUUUGUUUUUGAGUUUUAUUUUCCAACUCAAUGUAAAGUUGCUGCUUGAGAGGUAGAUGUUUAGUACAAUUUCUCUAAACUACUUGCUCAUGUAAUGUAAAACUUACUCAACAUAAUAAUGGGU